Aspergillus clavatus NRRL 1 is the source of this 1608-nucleotide messenger RNA. RefSeq names its product sugar porter family MFS transporter. The transcript has 5 exons. Lineage: Eukaryota; Fungi; Ascomycota; Eurotiomycetes; Eurotiales; Aspergillaceae. The record is from RefSeq and is a predicted model, not a curated record. Gene Ontology annotation, biological process: carbohydrate transport; transmembrane transport. Bases 1 to 1608 code for a protein of 535 amino acids. Gene Ontology annotation, cellular component: membrane. Gene Ontology annotation, molecular function: carbohydrate:proton symporter activity.
AUGAAGCUCCCAACCUUUCCCAAGAUCUACAAUGUCUACUUCGUCGCCAUUGUUGCGACGGUGGGUGGUAUGCUCUUCGGUUUCGACAUCUCAUCCAUGUCCGCAAUCAUCGGAACCCAGCAGUACAUCGACUUCUUUGACAAUCCCCAUGGCGUGAAGCAAGGCGCCAUCAAUUCAGCGCUUGCAGCUGGCUCUGUCUUCGGCUCGAUCAUCGCCGGUCCCAUUUCCGAUAAGAUUGGUCGCAGAGAUUCGAUUAUGUUUGCUUGCCUGUGGUGGUUGGUUGGUACUGCGGUCCAGGCCGGCGUGUCUGGCUUUGGGACUUUGAUGGCUGGCCGUGUGCUCAACGGUGUCUGUGUUGGGAUCACCUCAUCCCAGGUACCGGUAUAUCUGGCGGAGAUCAGUAAGAAGGAGAAGCGUGGUUCCCUUAUUGUCAUUCAGCAGUUGGCUAUUGAAUGGGGUAUCUUCAUCAUGUUUUUCGUCGGCUACGGCUGCAAAUUCAUCGCAGGCCCAGCCUCCUUCCGCCUGGCAUGGGGUCUGCAAUUCGUCCCGUGUGUGCUGCUGAUGAUCGGCCUGCCAUUCCUUCCUGAAUCGCCCCGUUGGUUGGCCAAGGUCGACCGCACCGAGGAGGCCAUCACCACCCUGGCCAGAAUCCAGGCCAAAGGCAAUGUGGAUGACCCGCUGGUGGUUGCAGAGUGGGAGGAGAUCACCACUGUGCUCGCAGCUGAGCGUGCAGCAGUUCCCGGCUGGCGCAAGUUCUUCCACAACGGCAUGUGGCGCCGAACCAUGGCCGGAUUCACCUGUCAAGCGUGGCAGCAGCUCUCGGGAGCCAAUGUCAUGACAUACUAUGUCGUAUACGUCUUCCAGAUGGCAAAUCUGUCGGGAAACAUCCUGCUGAUCUCGUCGGGUAUCCAAUACGCGCUCUUCAUCAUCUUCACGUCAGUCAUCUUCUUCUACAUCGACAAGACCAGUCGCCGGAAUCUCCUCAUCUACGGUGCGCUGGGCAUGGCCGUCUGCCAUUUCGUUGUUGGCGGCGUCCUGUCAUCAGGGGAAUACGUUCCAGGAGGCGUGGACGGCAACCUCAACGUCCUCAUCCGCGUGCGAGGAUCCAGCGCUCACACCGUGAUUGCAUUCUCCUACCUGCUGAUCAUCAUCUACGCUCUGACCCUGGCGCCCGUGGCGUGGGUCUACGCGGCAGAGGUUUGGUCCCUGGAGACCCGCGCAUCCGGAAUGUCCAUCGCCGCCGUCGGCAACUGGCUUUUCAACUUCGCGUUGGGCCUCUUCGUGCCCCCGGGUUUCGCAAACAUCAAGUGGAAGCUGUUCAUCGUGUUCGGCGUGCUCUGCGUCGGCGCUGCAGUCCAGGUGUUCUUCACCUACCCCGAAACCUGCGGCAAGACCCUCGAAGAGGUGGAGGAGAUGUUCAGCAAGAACGGGCCGAAGCCGUGGCACACCAAGCCGGGACAGUCGAAGCUGGAUCAUCUGAUCGAAGAGGCACGCGAGAAGGGCCUGCAUGUCAAGGACGUGGGGGCAAAGGCCGAUCUGGAGAUGGUGGAGAAUGUGGAGAAGACGGCCGGCACGACGACGGAGAAGGCCGCGGAUGCGUCUGUCUAG